This is a messenger RNA of Dipodomys ordii (Ord's kangaroo rat), 201 nucleotides long. Its product is annotated as beta-defensin 106-like. The record is from RefSeq and is a predicted model, not a curated record. The transcript is spliced from 2 exons. Lineage: Eukaryota; Metazoa; Chordata; Mammalia; Rodentia; Heteromyidae. The coding region runs from base 1 to 201 and encodes 66 amino acids.
AUGAAGACUUUCCUUUUCCUCUUAGCUGUUCUCUUCCUCCUGGCCCCAGCCAAGAAUGCAUUUUUUGAUGAGAAAUGCCUCAAACUUAAAGGAAGAUGCGGGAAUUCUUGCUACAAAAAUGAAGAACUCGCUGGUCUCUGCCAGAGGGCUCUGAAGUGCUGUGUGACCAUCGAGCCCUGUGGGCGGAGCGACUAUGAGUGA